Panicum virgatum (switchgrass) is the source of this 900-nucleotide messenger RNA. RefSeq names its product putative F-box protein At1g30920. The record is from RefSeq and is a predicted model, not a curated record. The transcript has a single exon. NCBI's taxonomy places the organism in Eukaryota, Viridiplantae, Streptophyta, Magnoliopsida, Poales, Poaceae. The coding region runs from base 1 to 900 and encodes 299 amino acids.
AUGAACAGUGCCCUAGCGAACAGUGAUGACCAGUACCGCGCAGUGUUCCCCCGCGACUGCUUGAGUCUCUUCAGGGACUCCUGCAACGGGCUCGUCCUCUUCGAGCACCGCCGGGAGCCCCGCGGCGGCAGGAUGGGCUACAUUGUGUGCAACCCGACCACCAAGGAGUGGGAGGCCGUGCCGGCCUGCGGCGACCCUAAGCUUCCUCUGACCUACCCCUAUCUGGCCUUCGACCCGGCCGUGUCCGCGCACUUUCACUUGGUCCAGUUCCAGGUGAGGGACGAUGAGGAGUUCGUCUCAGUGCACGCCUACUCCUCCGAAACCAAGACGUGGGGUGGCAACCAGAUCAACGAGGGGUGGCGUCAGGUCACAACGUUUCUUAUUGCACAUCCUCACUCCCGGUGCCCCUUUAUCAAUGGCUUCCUGCAUUUGCUAGUCUUGGACCAGGAUCAGAUGAAGAUAGCUGUUGUGGAUGUACAAGGCAGGGCAAGAGGGAUGAUCCCGGUGCCACCUGGGCACCAGUGGAUGUGCUAUUUUGGUGAAUCCCAGGGGCAGCUGCACUACAUGUCUCAGGAAAUAUUAGAUGAUGGUGAAGGGAAGUACAAUCUGUCCGUCUGGGCUCUUGAGGAUUAUGAUGCACAGGAAUGGGUGUUGAAGGGCACUGUGAGCACUUACGAGGUCUUUGGAGAAGAUAGCUGCAUAAAUUGCACCGCAGAGCCGGAGUUCGAGGUGGUUGACAUUCAUCAAGAUUGCAAUGUGGUUUUCUUAACUCACCCCUUGGAGCGUAGUAAUAUGGUAGCAUACGACAUGGACAGUAAGGAAGUGAGCAUUAUUUCCACUCUCGAUGAUGGAAAGGAGCUGAUGGGUACUGCUCGCUAUGUUCCGUGUCGGUUUUUGUGA